Aphanomyces invadans is the source of this 1193-nucleotide messenger RNA. Its product is annotated as dephospho-CoA kinase. The transcript has 4 exons. Lineage: Eukaryota; Oomycota; Saprolegniomycetes; Saprolegniales; Verrucalvaceae. Gene Ontology annotation, molecular function: dephospho-CoA kinase activity; ATP binding. Bases 16 to 912 code for a protein of 298 amino acids. Gene Ontology annotation, biological process: coenzyme A biosynthetic process. The record is from RefSeq and is a predicted model, not a curated record.
UUCGAGGGGAACUCAAUGGGCGACCUAGCUGCGGUGCCGCUGAACCCUGGAGACCUCUUCCGCACGACUCUGCUAUCCACACUCACGCUGCUCGCAGGGUUUGGUGUGGGGUACCUCUCUGGCUAUUUCCGCGCUCGCCCAAUGUUGAAAUAUGUUGUGUAUGCACUUCCCGUCGCGCUCAUGUCGAUGGUGACCUUGGUCACGGAUAUGGGAGCGAUCAACACUGUGCUGUUUUCCGUGCUUGGACACUACUUGGGCGACAGCUUGAUCGCGGUGGGGCUCACUGGCGGUAUCGCCACGGGCAAAAGUUCCGUGUCCGAGGUGUUUAAGAAACACAACGGUGUUAUCAUUGACGCCGACCUCAUUGCACGGCAAGUUGUGGAGCCGGGAAAACCUGCGCACACGAAGAUUGUUGCCAUGUUUGGCCAGGACGUUCUUAACGCCGACGGCACGAUCAACCGCCCGAUGCUCGGCAGCAUCAUUUUCAAUAACCCGAGCAAACGUCAGUCCUUGAACUCUUGCACCCAUUACUACAUCAUCAAAGAGAUGUUCGUUCAGCUGCUGUACCAACGCAUCAUCAAGCAGCGGAAGCUCGUCAUUUUUGACGCCCCGCUGCUCUUUGAGACAAAGUUGCUCGAGUAUUUCUGUGUUCCCAUCAUCGUUGUCGCGUGCUCGGAAGCCACCGAGCUCCAACGUCUGAUGCGUCGAGAUUCCAUCACCAAAGACAAAGCCAUCGCCCGCAUCAAGUCACAAAUGAGCAUUGAGGAAAAAGUCAGGCUGGCGGGCGUCGUGAUCGACAACAACGGGACGAAAGAAGAGCUAGAGGCCGCGGCCGAAGCAACGCUUCGAUCGGUCGCACGCUCCAUCGGUGCCGCCAGCGAGGUCAAGCCAGUUGUGCUUCCCAGCAAGUAAUUGUCGAGCCGAAUACCUUACACCAGUAUGGAUCGACUCUGGAUCGUGAACUUGUUGGAUAGUUAGAGGAAUGUUUCGGUGGUUAUCGUUGGCGCUACUUGAUUUUUGACGAGGACGAUGUAGCCUGCAGCAGCUUGGACGGCCGGGGGUUGGGCUCGAUCGUGAUGGCGUCUGGCAUGGCCAGGUCCGACGUGGACGUGUGGCGUUCGAUGACAUGGCCGACUCGAAAUGACUUUUCCUUGCGGAUUCGUUUCUCAAAAUACAACGUGGAUGAGGUUGGU